AUUAUUUUACAUUUCCAUUGAACGGCCAAAAAUAAAGUCCUUUCAUUUAUGUAUUUUUCACUUUCUUGUCUGCAAAUCCCAGAAACGUAAAAAAAUUUUCAGGAUGAUCCUCAUGUGAAUUCUUCACUUCUCUCACAUUCUCUUCCAACUUAUCGUUGGUUCCUCUGAUUAGGUGGCAGAAUUCAACUGUGCAGAUAUUUGCUGUGAGAUUGUUGAACCUCCCUUGAUGGGUGCUCCUAAGCAAAAGUGGACAGCAGAAGAAGAGGCAGCUCUUAAAGCUGGAGUGCUUAAGCAUGGGACAGGCAAAUGGCGUACAAUACUUGUGGAUCCUGAGUUUAGUGCCAUCUUGCGGCUAAGGUCAAAUGUUGAUUUGAAGGAUAAAUGGAGAAAUAUAAAUGUAACUGCAAUAUGGGGGUCCAGGCAGAAGGCUAAGCUUGCACUUAAAAAGAGUGCACAGACCCCUAAACGUGAUGAUAAUCCUAAGGCUUUGAGCGUUAUAGUUCAAGGAAAUGAAGAAAUUGUUGAUGCUAAGCCUAUAGCAAUUUCUAGUGGAACACCGAGGAAUGUUGGUUCAAAAGAACUACUUGCAAGGUUGGAUAAUCUAAUAUUAGAGGCUAUUACAACAUUGAAGGAGCCAAGUGGUACUGACAGGGCUUCAAUUGCUUCGUACAUAGAGGAAAAAUACUGUGCACCCUCAAAUCUCAGGAAGUUAUUGGCAGGAAAAUUAAAGCUUCUGGCUGCAAAUGGAAAGUUGGUCAAGUUCUGCUGCAAUAGACCUAUAGUACACUGGGUAAAGCAUAAGUACAGGAUUGCACCUAGUUCAACAGUUUCUGAAGGAAGAAGAAACACGCCCCACUUACUUGCAGAGGGAAAGCAGAAGGAUUCUUCAAAAUCAGAGAAGAGUAACACCAAAAUCCUGACUAAAUCCCUGGUUGAUCAAGAGCUAUCAAAGAUUAGGGGCAUGACUGCCCUCGAGGCUGCUGCAGCUGCAGCGAAGGCAGUUGCAGAGGCAGAAGCUGCAAUUGCAGAGGCUGAAGAGGCAGCAAGGGAAGCUGAGGCAGCAGAAGCUGAAGCUGAAGCAGCACAAGUUUUUGCCAAAGCCGCAAUGAAGGCAUUCAAGUAUAGGACGCGCCAUCUAUUGAAUGCUGUUCUCAGCAAGUCUUCCUAAAGUGACUUUGAGUUCUUCAAAGGGAUGUGGGCAUGAAAAUAUGCAUCGGACUUUUCAGGUGCAGCUGUAUGAAACCCCUAAUGUGUACAUAACUGUAAAUGAGGUUUGUCUUCUCGCAAAUGCAAAAACUAUGAAGGCAUGUUCCUUUCGUUGGAAAUAUAUAGUUUUUUGUUUUUUACUUCAAAACUUUAUAAUGAGGGAAGAGUAGACAAUCAGAAAUAGAGCACUAGAUUGGCUAUUAUAUGCAUGUAUUUUUUAUGGUUAGUCAAUCCAGUGGAAGAGUGAUUUUAAAGUAAA
Molecule: messenger RNA, 1465 nt
Organism: Hevea brasiliensis (rubber tree)
Lineage: Eukaryota; Viridiplantae; Streptophyta; Magnoliopsida; Malpighiales; Euphorbiaceae
Product: telomere repeat-binding factor 2
Exons: 8
Coding region: 227-1168 (313 amino acids)
Biological process (GO): nucleosome assembly
Cellular component (GO): nucleosome
Molecular function (GO): double-stranded telomeric DNA binding
Source: RefSeq, a predicted model, not a curated record